AAUAUUUAAUAACAAUGUAAGAAUGAAUUAUAACUUAUAAGAACUUUUUAACCGAAAAUUGGAUUUGAAAGUGUCGCAUAAUGUAUAUUGUACAUUAUAAAUUAUAAUCUUCAAUUGAGUUAUCAAAUCUCAAUAGGGUUAUUAAUGAUUAUUAAUUGUUAUAUCCAUUAUUUUUGUUGAGUGAAACAAAAUUAUUAAUUAUUUUACUUUUUCAAUUAUUUUGAAAAGUGUAAAAAUGUUGGAAACGGAAGAUGUUUUUGAUGAGUGGUUUUUUAACUCAUUCAAGAGGUAUCAUAAGUUGCAAAUGUUUGGUGUGGAUAAACCUGUAUUGUCAAUGGAACUGAGUUGUAAUUCCUCAAUAUGUAUAGCAUGUGAAAAGCCUGAAGAAAAUGGUUUUGAAAUAUUGAAUUUAGAACUUCCAAACAAGCUUUACCAAAUUGAAAAUGAACACGAUUCAAUCAGCACAAGUAGAGAUUUGAAAAUCAAAUGUGGCACUUUAACUGAUAAUCAAUUAAUAGAUAUGAAAACUCUCUUUGGAAAAUCUAAAACAAUUUUGUCUGAAAAAGGAGUUAAUAAAGUUACAAUAUAUGAAAUGGAUCCUCAUAAAUCAGAUCAAAUGAUUCCGUUGGUGAAUAUUGAUAGCAAGGUAGAGAGUGGACAAUUAGCUGUUGAUUAUACUACCGAUACCUUAAUAAUUUGGGGAAAAGAAAACUCACACCACACAGGUUGUAUAUUUAACAUAGAAAACAAUAUGAAAACAUUCAUGAUCAGAGAUGUGCCCAAUGACCCAAUGUGCAUUUAUACUCCACAUUUUAUGUCUAAAAAUGAACUGGUCGUUCAAAAUUCUGAAAAUGGAUCAUUUGAUCUGUAUGAUUUAACUAGCGGUCAGCAUGUAAAAAAUGUUAAUUUACCUGAGUCUGAUCAUCAUGCAAAAUGGUUUUUAAACACCGCAUACACAAGUUCUAAAGAAAUAACCACGUUUAAUUUAGUAUUAAUUUCUAAUUCUGGCACUGUACUUACAUAUGAUUUAAGAAAUUGCAAAACUCCAUCAACUUAUCAAAAAGAAUUGUUUUCGAAAUGUAAUAAUAAUAUAAACAUAAGUAUUGAUCCUUAUAAUUCACAUAAUUAUGCUGUUAGUGGAUUUGACAGUAAUGUGUAUAUAAUAGAAAAAUCAAAUUGUAAUAGAAACUUUGUGUAUAAGUUUAAACACGAAGGACAUAUGUUUACUGAAGACGAAGAUUUAUGUCAAAAUACAAUUACAAGUAGUGCAUUAUGGUUACCAAUGUGUGGAAGUAACACACUGUUAUCGGCUGCAAGUGAUGGAUCAAUUCAAGGAUGGCAAUAUAUUUCAUAAAACAAAAAAUAAUAAUAAUUACAUUUUUAAUAUUGUAUAAAAAGUCUGGUAUAUUUAAAUACCCAAUUAACAAUUGGCAAAUUAAAAGUAAAAUUAUAUUAUAUUA
This is a messenger RNA of Aphis gossypii (cotton aphid), 1460 nucleotides long. Its product is annotated as WD repeat-containing protein 73-like. Gene Ontology annotation, biological process: cytoplasmic microtubule organization. Gene Ontology annotation, cellular component: spindle pole; cytosol. Gene Ontology annotation, molecular function: protein binding. Bases 236 to 1354 code for a protein of 372 amino acids. The record is from RefSeq and is a predicted model, not a curated record. Lineage: Eukaryota; Metazoa; Arthropoda; Insecta; Hemiptera; Aphididae. The transcript is spliced from 5 exons.